This is a messenger RNA of Aspergillus nomiae NRRL 13137, 912 nucleotides long. Its product is annotated as RlmE family RNA methyltransferase. The coding region runs from base 1 to 912 and encodes 303 amino acids. The record is from RefSeq and is a predicted model, not a curated record. Gene Ontology annotation, cellular component: mitochondrion. Gene Ontology annotation, biological process: RNA methylation. Gene Ontology annotation, molecular function: rRNA (uridine-2'-O-ribose)-methyltransferase activity. The transcript has 6 exons. NCBI's taxonomy places the organism in Eukaryota, Fungi, Ascomycota, Eurotiomycetes, Eurotiales, Aspergillaceae.
AUGUUACCCCUAAAAGUCCCUUCACGGUCGCAACGUGCCCUUGCUAUUUCUCCUUUCAUCCCAAAGCGACCUUCCUCCUCGAAGAGGUGGCAAACACGUCAACUUAAAGAUCAUUUUACAAGAGAGGCAACAGUCCAAGGGCUGAAAAGUCGAGCUGCCUUUAAACUUAUUCAGAUAGAUGCGAAAUAUCGCAUUUUCUGUGACGGGCAGACUGUUGUCGAUUUGGGGUAUGCGCCGGGUUCGUGGUCUCAGGUGGCAGUCAGUCGCACUGGGCCAAAUGGUCGCGUCCUUGGCGUUGAUAUCAUUCCUGCUCAGCCACCAAAGGGUGUAUCUACGAUUCAAGGAAACUUUUUGGAUCCUAGCAUCCAGGCCUAUGUCCAGGAUUUAUUGCAUGAUCCAACAAGGGACCAGCGGCACCGCCCAGGCAUAAACCCACAUAUUGGCCUGAGCCAUGAGGCGUCUGAAUUGGAUGGGGAUAGGAAAAACCCCGUCCACAACGAAGAGAUGGAAGAUCAUUGCCUGACUGGUAAAAGAACCGUGGACGUGGUUCUAAGUGAUAUGUCUGUCCCCUGGUAUCAAACCUCUGGAUUCUGGAAGAGAAGUCUAAGUGAUUCGUACAACAGGAUGAUGAAUACUAGUGGCAUGAGUUUCAGAGAUCAUGCGGGAAGCAUGGACCUCUGCCGAGCUGCGCUACAGUUUAGUUUCGAGGUCUUGAAGGCAGGUGGCCACUUUGUUUGCAAGUUCUACCAGGGAGCCGAAGACAAAGAUUUGGAGAAGCAGCUCAAGCGGCUGUUCCAGAAAGUACAUAGACUUAAACCAGAGUCUUCACGUAAUGAAUCUAAGGAAGCCUAUUUCAUUGGUCUUGCACGCAAACAACAUGCAAUGAGGCAUGAAGUGCUCGCGUCUCCUUGA